UCCCGUUGUAACUUUACCCUCAUUUAGAAUUUAACCUUUCUAAUUAUUGUAUCAUAUUCGUGAUUUAAAUCAUUUUACUGUUUCAUUUUCUAUUCUUUCCUAAUGUGAUUAACUGUUGGUCGAUGUUUUAAUUAGUAAUUUAAUUUGACAAAAAGAGAAAAUUCUAUUCUCUUUUGUUUUCAUAUUCUUUUCUCCGUAAAAGAAAACAUCUGAUACUCUUCAUUGGCUUCUACAUUUUCUUUUCUUUUUCUAUCUCUCUUUCUCUCUUUUUUGUUUCUGUUUUUUUUUCUUUUCAUGACAAUUAAUAGUUUACAUCAUCAUUCUCAUCAUCAUCAUCAUCAUCACCAUCAUCGAUAUUACCGUCAUCAUCAUCAAAAUCAAAGGUAAGAGCAUCUCUUGCUCAUCAUCCACUUCCAUCCAACCAUUGACAAUAGGAAUCUAACCCAAGGACAAUUUUAUUUUUCUCUGUGUCUGUGAUACAAACAAUUUCACUUGGACUAUUAUUUUAAACCAUUUUAAGAUAAUCACUCUCUCUCUCUGUGUGUUUCCAUAAAGUAAUAUUAAUAACCAAGCUAAUCAAUCAACAUGAGCACUCCAAGUGAUGAUCAGUUUUCUGAGCCAAGUAACAACGGUGAUUUAUCGAGAGUCCGUCCGCCAUCAUCGAUGACAAGUUCAAGCCUUCCAAAGAUGCAUUCGAGAACCUCAAGUUUCUCAUCGGUGACCAGUGAUAAACCAUUUGGUUUAAAUCAAAAAUCUAAACCAAUUUCAAAUGAGAUAUUAAAUGCUGAUUCUGACGAUUUAACUGUUGGCGACUGUAUUUAUGUUAAUGGAGUUAAACCUGGAAUCAUAAGGUUUCUUGGUAUGACCUCUUUCGCUCCAGGAAAAUGGGCUGGAGUUGAAUUAACCGAUUCUUCCGGUAAAAACGAUGGAUCUGUUAGCGGUGUCAAAUAUUUUACCUGUGAACUCAAUCAUGGUAUUUUUGUCCGCCCCCAUCGUUUAACACUGGAACCGAUAACACCUUCAGAGAAACCAUCUUCUACCGUAACCUCACCAUCUCCAAUAAGUGAUGGCUUUAAAUCACCUACGACUCCCACCACAAUUGGUGCCGCCAACACCACAUUUACAUCAUCAAGAACCUCAUCUUCCCUUGUCUCAAAUCUUAAAGUGGGUGAUAAAGUCAUGGUUCAUGCCAGUAGUGGAUUAAAGCGAGGUACCUUACGUUACUUGGGUUCAACUGAUUUCGCUUCUGGUAACUGGGCUGGUGUUGAACUUUCAGAUGCAUCAGGUAAAAAUGAUGGUUCAGUUGCAGGUAAAAGAUACUUCAACUGUCAACCCAACUACGGUCUGUUUGCUCCACUCAAUAAGGUCGCUAAAGAUAUGGUUAAUGGAAACUCACGUACAAUAACAACAACAACAACAUCAUCAUCAACAACUUCUACUUCAAUGGUCAGACGUCCAAGUAAUUUAACUACCUCACGUCGUAGUGGAUUGGGAGAUAGCCGAGAAUCUUUGGCAUCAAUAAACAGUACAACCUCCCAUCGGUCAACAAGAAUGGGAUUCGGAAUGAGCGGAAGUAUGUCUGCAAGUAAAACGAGUACAUCGAUGGCUCUAAAAAGGGAAGGAAGUAGUUUGUCAUCAUCUACAUCAGCUUUGGCCAAAACAUUGAAAGAGAAAGAAGAUCAAAUAAGCCAUUUAUUGAAAGAAAAAGAUAUGGAAUCUGCUGAAAUGGCAAAAUUAUCUACUCGAGUUAAAUCGUUGGAAGAAGAAUUGGAAUUAGUUGUUAAUGAGAGAAAGAAAGGUUUAGUCGACAAGGAUUCGGAAAUUGAAGAAACGAGGCGUAAACUCGAAGAGACCAACGCCCUUAAUAAACAAUUACUCGUCACAAUAGAAGAAGAGAAAAAGAAGACUGAAAUGUUGACAUUCCGUUUAGAAGAGGAAAUGGUUAUUAAGAUGGAGAUGAGAGAUGAAAUGGCAAAACUAAUCGACAAUCAAAAGUCGGUCCACAAGGAGGACGACAAUGAAGUUGAAUUGUUCCAACUUCAAGAAGAGAUUAUUAAAAAGGACGAAAAAGUAUUCCAAGCUGAGCGAACUCUUGAAAAUAAGAAGCAAGAAUUGGAAAAUUUGCAACAUAGGAUUAAAGAGCUCGAAUUGAAUGUUUCCCUGGCUGAACAGAGACAAGCUCGUUAUUUGGAAACAAUUGAUGAGCUCAAUUUGAAAUUAAAGAAACGAGAAGAUGAAAUGGAAAAGAUGAAAGAUGAUCUUCAUCGAAUGAAUAACGAAUCAAAGAAAUUACAAGAUAACAUGGAUGAGAUUCUCAAGCGAACCGGUGAUGACAGUGGUCAACUCAAUUUGAUGAUUGAGAAAUUACAGAAAAGUGAAAAUGAGAGAAGAAAAUUGGAAGAGGAUUUAUCUUCUAUGCGAUAUAAAUUGGAGCGAGAAGAGGAAGCUCGAAAAGAGGUCGAUGCUGAAAUGAUUAGGAUGAAGAAGAUGAUCCAAGACAAAGAAGCCAAGGAAGUGACUUUUGUAAACAAAGAGGUUCAAUUAACUGAAGAGAUUCAACGUAAAGUGGAAACAAUUAGUUCAUACGAGAAGCGUAUUGAUGAAUUACUCAAAUCAAGUGGAGACAAUAGUGAACAAAUAACCCAGAUUAAUGAUGAACUUAUGGAAAAGACAGCCAUCAUUGACGAAUUGAAUAAGAAGAUUAAAGAGACUGAAUCUAAAUUAGAUUGUUUGGAAAUGGAUUAUAGAAAUUUGACUGAAGAAAAUGCCAAAUUAACUUCAACCGUUGAAGAGAAAGAUAGUGAAAUCGGAGGAAUUAAAAAGAUUCUCAAAGAUUUGGAAGAUCAGUGUCAAUCUCGAUUGGGAGAGAUUCGCGCUCUUGAAGAUCAAAUUGCUGGUCAGAUGAAACGAACCGGUGAAGAAAAGAAUCAUCUAAUCCAAAUGAAUGACGAUCUUAAAUCUAAACAAGCUGAGAUUAUGGAUUUGGAGGAAACUAUUGCUGAUUUGAAGAAGCAACUUCACAAUAAAGAUUUAGAAAAACGAAAAAUAACCACAGAAUUGACCGAAAUGAAAAGGAAAGAAAUUGAAAAAUCAGCUGAUUUGGAGGCAGUUGUCAAACGAAAGGCUGAAGCUGAUACCGAAUUGGAAAGUCUUGUAUCACAAAUUAGUGAUUAUAAAGAGAAAAUUAGAUCACUGGAAGAGGAGAAAUUAAAAAUGAAGAGAGAAGUGACCAUCAGUAAAAGUGGACUAGAAGAACGAGAGGAAACAAUUCGUAAAUUGAAGGAACAAUUGGAAUCAUCUCGUAAAGAGUUUGAUGAUUCGAAAACUCUUGAGAAUAAAUUUGAUCAAUCUCGAUCUCAAGGUGACUCUUUGAUUCAAGAAUUACGAAAAACAAUUGAAAUGGUUCAAUCAGAGAAUAAAGAAGUUGUCUCGGAAAAUGAGAGACUUAAUUAUGAUCUAAAAGGAUUAAUGGAGGAAAUUCGUAUCGUUCAAUUCCGUCAUAAGGAAGUUCUCAAUGAAUUUGAAGACGAAUGCCGCCGAUUGGAAGGUAAACUCGAAGAGAAAGAUAAAAUGAUCACCGAAAGAGAUAAUCUAUUGGAACAGAUUAAGAAAGAUAAUGCAGCUAACAUAGAAAAAUGGAAAUCCAAGAUGGACAAUGAAAAGGAGAAACUAAUCACCAAGAUAACCACUUUGGAAACAUCUUUAAGCGAAAAUCUAUCAACAGUGACCAAAAGAGUGAAACUGGUGACCAAUGGUCAUAAUAACAAUAGUAUCAACGAAGAGGAGAAAGAGGGAUUCCAAUGUCAAAUCGAUUUUCUUAAUUCGGUUAUCGUUGACAUGCAAAAGAAAAACGAUGACAUGAAAGCUCGUCUAUCGGCACUCGAGGAAAUGGGUCUCUCUGAAUUUGACGAUUCAACGGGCAGCAUCAGGCCAAUUAACGGGCACCUUCCCAAACCUCCAAGAGUUUUCUGUGACAUUUGUGAUAUGUUUGACCAACAUGAAACGGAAGAUUGUCCAACCCAAAAAACUAGUUCAUUAGAUAAUUCAAGUUCCAACCAUUCAAAGCAUAACAAUAUCCGGAACCAGGAGAGAUCUUAUUGUGCCAAUUGCGAAAUUUUCGGCCAUUGGACUCAAGAUUGUCUUUGCAAUGAAUCAUUCUAAAGGACGGAUAGAAAAACAAUCAACAAUCAAUAAAUUAGCAAUUAAAUCGCUUCUCCAUCCAACAAUCACAACGGUCUCCAUAUUAAUACAGCAGCUUCAUCGAAAAGCAUUUACAUCAAGAAUUAUUAGAGAUUUUUUUUUCUAAAUUGUUGUUGAACUGAAAUUGAAAGGAUCAUCAAUCCGUUGAUUUUUGUAUAGCUUAAAAUGAAAAUUUUAUUGUACAAUUAUUAUUAUUAUUAUUAUUAUUAUCUUAUUACAAUUAUCCAAAUUAUAUGUAAUUCUUGAUCUGAUGGUUUGACCAACACUAAAGCUUUUACCCUUAGGCAACUGUAAUACUUUUCCCCAACCUACAAAUCAAAAGCACAACUCCCAACAUGUAAAUUUAACCUUCUAAAUCAGUUAAUCAUCAAGAAUAAUCUAAUUGUUACUCAUUGAUUGAUUUUCUUUCCUCUCCUAAUUGUAAUUCAAUUUAAUUCUAUUCUUUUAUUAAUUAUUUCAAUUAAUUUCUUCCAUCUACUAGAUUAAUAACUCAACAAGCAGUUAAUGCACUUUUCCAUCAACAACAACACAACAAUUAACUUAUUACAAUAUUGUCACCAUAACAAUUGACACAACAUUUGAUUUUGUCAACAAAAAAAAAAUGUUUAAUUUUACAAAUUUAAAGCUGAAGGAAAAAAAAUCAAUCAAAUGAAACAAAAAAAGUGCAAUUAAAAGUUUUGCUUUCAAUUAAUCAA
Molecule: messenger RNA, 4895 nt
Organism: Panonychus citri (citrus red mite)
Lineage: Eukaryota; Metazoa; Arthropoda; Arachnida; Trombidiformes; Tetranychidae
Product: CAP-Gly domain-containing linker protein 1-like
Biological process (GO): cytoplasmic microtubule organization
Cellular component (GO): nucleus; cytoplasm; microtubule plus-end
Molecular function (GO): microtubule plus-end binding
Source: RefSeq, a predicted model, not a curated record